This is a messenger RNA of Vigna unguiculata (cowpea), 1903 nucleotides long. Its product is annotated as hydroquinone glucosyltransferase pseudogene. The record is from RefSeq and is a predicted model, not a curated record. NCBI's taxonomy places the organism in Eukaryota, Viridiplantae, Streptophyta, Magnoliopsida, Fabales, Fabaceae.
CACCUUUCGAAACAAAAACCAAACAAACAACCUUCUACAAACUCAUAGGUUAUUUUCUGUUGCCUCCAUUGUCAUCUUCUUCUGUCUGUGUUCCUCACCUUGUCCAAAAAACCUCUUCCCAUGGAGUCAUCACCGCCACCAACAACAACAACCACCCACAUAGCCCUAGUUUCCGUCCCUGCUUUCAGCCACCAAGUCUCGAUCCUCGAGUUCGCAAAACGCCUCCUCCAUCUCCACACCGACACCUUCCACGUUACAUGCAUCAUUCCCACACUCUCUUCUUCCUCUUCCAAACACUCCUUCUUCUUCGAUUCCCUCCCUCGCAACAUUCACUGCAUCUUCCUCCCCUCAGUCAACUUCCAAGACCUGAACAACAAUGGCGCCUCCGUCGAAAUCCAGACUCAGCUCUCAGCCUCUCGAGCCAUGUCCUCCGUCAGAGAAACCCUAGUUUCACUCUCCAGAACCACUGCCAUCACUGCUCUCAUUGCUGAUGCCAUGGCCCCCGAGGCUCUGGAGCUUGGCAAGGAACUCAACAUCUUGUCCUACAUAUACUUCCCUUGCUCCACCAUGGUCCUGUCCAUUUGCUUCCAUUCCCGAAACCUCGACCACGAGGUUUCGUGUGAGUACAAGGAUCAUCCUGGUCUGAUUCCCCUCCCCGGUUGCAUCUCUAUCUCUGGCAGAGAUCUUCCAGACAGCAUGCAAGAUAGAGGAAGUUUGGCAUACAAGCUUUUCCUCCAACGAUGCCAGAGAUACCUCGAUGCUCAUGAUGGUAUAUUGGUGAACAGCUUCAUGGAAUUGGAAGAAGAAACAACAAAAGCAAUAUCUGAACAUGAACAUGGUAAUGGUAAUGAACAUGGUAAUGGUGCUGGUAAUGGUAAUGGUGGUGAUUACCCUCCUGUGUAUUUAGUUGGGCCCAUCACACAGAGUGGUUCAAGAAGUAGGUGUGAGUGUUUAUUGUGGUUGGAUAAACAACAACCUGAUUCAGUUCUUUAUGUGUCUUUUGGGAGUGGUGGCACACUUUCCCAGGAGCAGAUAAACGAACUUGCAUUAGGGUUAGAGUUGAGCAAGCACAAGUUUCUGUGGGUGAAUCUGAGAGCACCAAAUGAUAGGGCAAGUGCUACUUAUUUCAGUGAUGGGGGUUUGGUGGAUGAUGAUGAUGAUCCUCUGCAAUUUUUGCCAAAAGGGUUUCUAGAGAGGACGAAGGAGCAGGGUUUGGUGAUGUGUGGGUGGGCCCCACAAGUGGAAGUGCUUGGACACAGGUCAAUUGGUGCAUUUCUGAGUCACUGUGGUUGGAACUCGGUUUUGGAGAGUGUGGUGCAUGGAGUGCCGAUGAUAGCAUGGCCUUUGUUUGCUGAACAAAGAAGCAAUGCAGCUUUGGUGAGUGAAGGAUUGAAAGUUGCUCUGAGGGCAAAGAUGAAGAACCCUAGAGGGAAGAGCAAUGGUGUGGUGGUGAAGGAGGAGAUUGUUGAACUGAUAAAGGGUGUGAUGGAGGAGGGUUUGGAGGGUGAAGAAAUCCGCAGGAAAGUGAAGGAACUGAAGAAGCUUGCAAACUGUGCAAUGAUGGAAGAUGGGUCCUCAACAAGGACAAUAGAAAAGUUGGUAAAUAAGUGGAAACGUUUGGGAAAAUCUUUGUAGAAGAAUAUAUAAACGUGGAAGAAAUCAUCACCUGAGAAAGUAGUUCCACCAGAUUCUCAGUUUCUUUGUUUUAUUGUUGAUUGAUCAUGUUAAUGAUUGAGGCUUUGUUUGAUUAGGUUUUGAUUAGGUUUUGAGUUUAUCCAUUGAUUGAGUACUACCUUUUGGAGAGAUCGAUGAAAUCAAAAUAAAACACAGUACUAUCAUAAAGUUAUUCUAUUCAUUUCAUCUCAUUGUUUACUAUCUUUUGGAGAGAUCGAUGAAAUCAAAA